CCAUGCUGUUAUAAAGAGGUUUUACUGUAUAUAAAAGAGCCUAGUGUGGAACGACCGAGGGCAAAAUUGACAUUUAGUUCAUUUAGUGCAGGGGUAAAAGAGUAAUUAUACAUGAAUGAAUUUUAUCAAAUAUUUCCCUUCCUUUCUAGAUUGUUUUCUUUGUCUUUCUCUUUCCUCUCACUUGCAGAUCAAGAGAGAAGAAGAUGACUCAACAAUUGCUAAGGCCUAAAAGGCAAAGGAAUAGGCCAAGGCUAACUAAAGGAAAUUGCACUGGAAGAAAGAUUCAAUGGAUCAAAGAUCUCACCUGUAGUUCCAAGAGAACUUCAGAGUCGUGGAAGUGAAGGACUCUAGAUGAGGAGGGCUUCCAAGGGAAAGUCGGUAGCUCAGGACGUAGUUCGGGGAAGAAGAAUACCUGCUCCAUCGAGGCCACCUAGACGCAGGGAGGCUGGAAGUUUUCUCGUUGUGUAUUCGGGGGUUGGGUCUCGGGUUCGAACUCGUCAUAUCAUGGGGACCGUCGGGAAAUGCCUUCGGGCGAAGCUCCGCCAACAAUUGUGCUCGAUGAGGAAGAUUUACCGGGAUUGGAUAUCCCCGGUUCAUCCGCCUCUGAUGUAAGUCACGGGGAUAUCUAAUUGGUAUCACACAUCAUUGCCGCAUCCCGUAGAUAGGCUCGAAGAUCUCAUCCUCUAACUUGUUAGGUUGAUUAAGGGUAUAGCUGUCUUAGUUUUGUUUUCCAAUUACUGGCCAUAUAGUAGGGUUUCUUCUGCUUUUCCUGAUGUAUUGAUGUAUCCGACAUAGUCGGAAUUUUGUGGAAUGGAAAAAAUCUUUAAUGGGAUUUCACAAAUUGGUUGUUAUUGGACUUCAUUGAGCAUUUCAUGUGUAUUGUUUGUACCCAAACCUUUGUAUAUGCGCUUGCUAUAUUCGAUCAAUAAUCACUUACUUCAUAAUCCGUAAAAAUUCAAAAUAUUUUGCUGUCGGCCACCAUAGUCGAACAUCUUAUUAUUAAACUCGGCCAUGGCUUGUUCGAAACCACAUCACUUGCGACCUAUUUGGAAGUUUUACUCGAUCAUAGAGGUGUUCGUACGAGGUCCCGAUCUAGGUCUCUUCGGAAGGUUGACCCGUUUAAGCACGAUCUGUCCGUUGAGUGGACGUUCCGUUUCCUUCUCGCAUAUGCUUCCCAUGAUUUGAUAGGAUCAAGGUCACAUCCGUCACAUCCGUCUGACAUCGACACAUGUCGAGGCCCUGUUAGCUCUGAAGACGGUUGCAGAAGGCAAACCGUCUCGGUCCCACUCUAUAAAAGCAAGUUUUCCCUUUUUAUUUUUCACUUUUCAACUUUUACCAAAAGGAAUUUUACCUUCGUGUGCCUUGGAUACGUUGAUCUUCAUAUCUUCAAACCUUCAUACCUUCAUAUCUUCAUAUGUUCAUAUCAGUCUCCUACUCAAUCUUCAAACCUUCAUUCAAAACCUUUUUAUCUUCAUAAUUUCGAAAUGACGAGCAAAUCAUCAAAGGCUAAAGUUGGUGAGAUCUCUUCGGCUCCUAAACCAGAGCCACUGCUGACUGACUUUAUUCCUCAAGACUGUUCGACCAUCCGGGACUUCAAGGUCGGGAAGCCUUCUCAACAGGGGGAUCGAGGUGUCAAAAUAUUGGCCUAUUUGUGCACGAUACCCCGAAUAAACUCGAGCAGGUCAAAGAAGAUUGCAGGUGGAAAGGUAAAGAGGUCGUUAUCCCUGACCAGGACGAAGCCAUAACAACCUACAUGGAAGGCUAUUUAAGUGUUUAUACCUACCCUUUCACAUUCAACACACUCGAUCCUGUGGUGGUCGAUUUCUGCAAACGGAACGAGAUUACCCUCGGCUAAAUUCACCCGUCAUUUUGGAGGAUCGUUGUGCUCCUCCGUUAUUUUACUUCAAACGUAAACAUUCCAUUCACGGUGCACCAUCUACUCCGGCUAUAUAGCCCCCGUGUCUUCCGAGGGGAAAUGAUUAAAACUCUCAAAACGAGCCAAAUAAGCGCCUUUCUCUGGUCUGGACGAAGAUAGAGACCGAGGUUGGCAGGGCAGGUAUGUCCGAGUCAGGACAGCGAAUCUGAUUCCCGCUGAAAAAUUAUCGUUUCCCGAUAGAUGAAACCCAAACCGUAAGUAAUUUUAUAUCGGUACGAUACGGCCAUGUGCCUGCACCUAUACUGAACCUUUUAUUUGCUCGUGUAUAUACAGCGCUUACCCGAACCCUCGGUGCGGUUCCUAACUUUGACCAGUGGAUCGAAAAAAUCUGUUCCCAACUUACUUAUGCCGAUCGUACCUGGAGACGUUUGUCCCGGUCCCGUUGGGAGGCCGAAACCCACGGUAAGUCCUUCCCUUAGAACGUCGUCCCUUCUUCUCUACGUAAUACGCCACGUUAGAUAUGUAAGGACUGUUCUUCUUUUUGUUUCACAGGUUUAUCAAAGGCCACCAGAAUUCGGGGCCAGGAAACUGCCAAGGCCUCAGCUGACGAGCAAGAUAUUGAAGCUCCUAAUCAGGGAGACCAAGCUGAAAGGAGGAAAAUAAGAUCCUCCGAAUCUUCUCGAGCUCCUUCCCAAGCCAGGAAAAGAUCGAGGAUCGUUAUCCAAGAGACUCAUCGGAAGAUGUCUCGGCCCGUGCUUUGGACACUGAGGUUGUUGUUCAACUAUUGGACCAUUCUGAUGAUGAUGAUCAGGUAUUGGGUGGGCAUCGUCUGAUUUACGAGCUCCUCGAGCAUGAUUUGACCGGUUCUGUUGCAAUCACUCUACCAUUGAUUGAAAGCUCAAGUCAAAUUCCGGAUGGAUCGAGGGGCAUCUCGAGGCCGACGGACGCAGGGAGCAUCGGGUCGAAGGUCGGGGCAUCCAAGCACACUCCUACUCGAAGUAUUGAAAAACUGUCAGCCACAGCCGCUGGAUCGAAGGCAGCUUCCUCGGUAUCCGGCCCAAAGGUACCUAACGUUCCGCCUUUGUACGGUAUUGGUUCCGUCCUUCCGAUACAAGUUGUGGCCUCAUCUGAAACAAUAAUUUGCAUACAGGAUUCUCUGCCGCCAUUAGUGAAUAUUCCUGCCGAUGUUAAAAAAGCCAAAAGCAAGAUGACCGAGGAAAGGGUAGCCGGUCAUGAGGGCUAUGAAAUACCUGCUCCGGGUAUGUCGGGUUUUGAGCAUUUGUCCAUCCUCGUGGCCGAUCGUUUCGGGGUUAAUUUCGAUCCUAGGUUGGAGAAAUUAUUUCCUGCCCCUAGUACCGACCCGAAUCGAAAGAGGCUAAUAACUUUCAAGGUGCCGGCCGACAUGAACAUGCUAUCGGGGCCGGUCGGGGUGGCCAGCUAUUUAUACCCUCUGGUGUCCUAGGAAGACCGUCGAAAAAUGGAUGAAGUCAGCGAAUCGUGCCUUGUCAACGAGGCCCAACAGGCAUUGAACCGGGCCUUCGUGCUUUGUCAUGCCAGCUUUCACCGGCUCAGGCAUGAAGUGGGCCGGCUCAAGGAGGAGCUUAAAAGCAAAAGUCAGGAGGUGGACGAGCUCAUGGAUCUGUACGAGCAGAAAUUGCUAUACAUCUCGUUUCUCCCUGACCUUUCUAUCCUGAAGUCGGACUUAACAGCGGCUCGAAACAAAGCUGCCGAGGCUAAGCGGGAGCGUGAUCAGUUGGCAGAGAAGGCCCGGGCUUAUGUUAGCCAGAUCGACCAACUUCGGGCAGAGCUGGAUGGGAUCAAGCCCGAGCUUAAUGUCCUCCAAGAAAUGACCAUCGGCGCUGUGGCCAAAUGUGAUAUUCUCAGGGAGCAGGUUCGGGCGUCGGUGGAACAAAUGAACGGCCUUAGCUCAUCACUUGUUGCGGCUGAAGCUGAACUGGAUCGAUUGAACCGGGUCAUCACCGAUCUGCAAGCUGAAUAUGGAAAGGCUCUUGACCAGAUCUCGGGUUAUGAUGAUAUGUUAGAGCAGUAUAAGGCCGAUGUGACUGCUGCCGAAAAGGCCAGUAAUCUUCGAGCCGAGUACGAGCGGUGCUUAUCCCGAAGGAAAACCCUCAAAGAAGUUCAAUCCACUGGAGUGGACUUAUCAGAUCUGAUCGAGGAAGCCAAGACGCUUGAAAUGGAAGCAAAGGUUGCGUUCGACCCCGAGGAUUCGAAUAUCGACCUCGAGUCAGCCGGUGAAGAGGCCGAGGGGUCGGGUGAAGAUUAGGUUCAGGGCCUUACGUCCCUUCUUUUGUUUUUACCUUUUGUUUUGAGGCCACUAGUCCGAGCCUUUUUAAAUCUACUUAUAUGUAUGUAUGAAUGAAAAGAAAAAUUUGUAUUCGAUCUCAUUCAUCGCCUUUUGUUGCCCUUUGUAAAGUAUUCCUCGGUUCAAUGUUUGUUCGAUUA
Molecule: messenger RNA, 4339 nt
Organism: Lycium barbarum (goji berry)
Lineage: Eukaryota; Viridiplantae; Streptophyta; Magnoliopsida; Solanales; Solanaceae
Exons: 5
Coding region: 3354-4160 (268 amino acids)
Source: RefSeq, a predicted model, not a curated record